Messenger RNA from Galleria mellonella (greater wax moth), 663 nucleotides. RefSeq names its product 40S ribosomal protein S15 (gene RpS15). The record is from RefSeq and is a predicted model, not a curated record. Gene Ontology annotation, molecular function: structural constituent of ribosome; RNA binding. The transcript has 4 exons. The coding region runs from base 148 to 591 and encodes 147 amino acids. Gene Ontology annotation, cellular component: ribosome; cytosolic small ribosomal subunit. Gene Ontology annotation, biological process: ribosomal small subunit assembly; translation. Lineage: Eukaryota; Metazoa; Arthropoda; Insecta; Lepidoptera; Pyralidae.
ACAUUUUAACUUUAGAAAAAGGUUUAGGAAAUGACAUCUCAGAAUCCACCAUUGUCUAUGAUUGUGCCAUUUUAAAAACUUAGAAUAUGUCAGUGUCAAGUUUGACAACUAUUAUUUCUUUUCGUUUCUGCAAAACAAAACGCAAACAUGGCAGAGGUUGAUGAAACUCUCAAAAAGAAGCGUACCUUUAGGAAGUUUACCUUCCGAGGAGUUGAUCUUGAUCAACUUCUGGAUAUGCCUAAUGAGCAGCUUAUGGAGUUGAUGCAUGCCCGAGCGCGGCGACGAUUUGCCCGUGGUCUUAAACGUAAACCAAUGGCGCUUGUUAAGAAACUACGUCGUGCAAAGAAAGAAGCACCCCCAAAUGAGAAGCCAGAGAUUGUCAAAACUCAUCUCCGCAAUAUGAUCAUUGUCCCAGAAAUGGUUGGUUCAAUUGUCGGCAUAUAUAAUGGCAAAACAUUCAACCAGGUUGAAAUUAAGCCGGAGAUGAUUGGUCACUAUCUGGGCGAGUUUUCCGUGACAUAUAAGCCUGUUAAGCACGGUCGGCCUGGUAUUGGUGCCACUCACAGCUCCCGGUUUAUUCCACUCAAGUAAAGUGGGCUGACCACCUUUUAUAGGCUAAGUGUUAAAAAUGUGUACAGGAUUACAAUAAAUCUUGUGCAACCA